Molecule: messenger RNA, 531 nt
Organism: Soboliphyme baturini
Lineage: Eukaryota; Metazoa; Nematoda; Enoplea; Dioctophymatida; Soboliphymatidae
Source: the annotation of a GenBank genome assembly
CGCAUAUACAGUAUUGGAAAAUUAGGCACCAUUUCUACUGACCUCCCAGAUCCAAACGAAGCAGCCGCUAUUAAUAAAUUUUACCGUUUAAAGGGAGUAAAUAAUUUUAGCUGUUGGAUAAGGCCGAACUACGUCGGCUUAGCGACGUUCCUUCCGAUCAGUAUUUUGAUCAUCGCUGAUUUCGUGAUCACCGCACUCUUGACGAAGGCGCUGUUCUGCACCAAUUCCGUCAGAAGGCAUAGCUCGAAAACAUCCCGCCGACGCACGAUGAUGGCUAAGGUGUUCUUGCUGGUGUCUACGCAGUUCAUCUUAGGAGCACCGUGGGUCAUUCAGUAUUUCACGAUCAACACCCCGUACGUGAACGGCGCCCGCUACGCGUUUACUGUCAUCAACGGAUUGCAGGGUUUCUGGAUAAGCUCCAUCUAUUUCAGCACCUACGUAGUGUUCCUCGUGCAGAAGAGUCGAAAGUCGAAAAGCGCUCCAAUUCGUACCAUUACGUUUGUGACGAUGACAACCUCGUCGGCGAAAUAG